AUGUCUCUAUUACCAUUAUGGUUCGACGAUAGUUUGAUGACUCCUAGCUACACCCGGCGUGAAGCGGCGAGAAGAAACUUGUGGGAUGAAGUUAUUCAACCUUUGGCAUUAGUUAAUAGCCUAUUAGAUAUCAAAAAUCUUAACGAAUCCUUACAACAGCACACUAGUCCUCAAGCGGUGCUUGAAAAAGAUAAAUUCCAUGCCAAUUUCGAUGUCCAACAUUUUAAACCAGAAGAAAUUUCUAUUAAAGUUACUGGAGACAAUGCUGUAACUAUCGAAGCGAAACAUGAAGAAAAACAGGAUGAGCAUGGACAAAUCUACAGACAUUUUUUAAGAAAGUAUGUUCUUCCCAAGAAUUGUGACACCAGUCGAUUGGAAUCUAAGUUAUCUUCAGACGGAGUCCUCAGUAUUACCGCCCCAAUUAUUGGUGAUAAGGUAGAUAGAAAUAUUCCCAUUUCACAAACUGGGAAACCUGCUAGGUCAGUACAGAACAAACCAGAAAAUGCAUCGUAG
Molecule: messenger RNA, 513 nt
Organism: Psylliodes chrysocephalus
Lineage: Eukaryota; Metazoa; Arthropoda; Insecta; Coleoptera; Chrysomelidae
Source: the annotation of a GenBank genome assembly